Molecule: messenger RNA, 1170 nt
Organism: Lodderomyces elongisporus
Lineage: Eukaryota; Fungi; Ascomycota; Pichiomycetes; Serinales; Debaryomycetaceae
Gene: FDH1
Product: formate dehydrogenase (NAD+)
Exons: 1
Coding region: 1-1170 (389 amino acids)
Cellular component (GO): cytosol
Molecular function (GO): oxidoreductase activity, acting on the CH-OH group of donors, NAD or NADP as acceptor; formate dehydrogenase (NAD+) activity; NAD binding
Source: RefSeq, a predicted model, not a curated record
AUGGGUAAGCCAAAGGUUUUAUUAGUUCUUUACGCUGGUGGUGAGCAUGCCAAACAAGAAAAGAAAUUGUUGGGUGCAAUUGAGAAUGAGUUGGGCCUUCGUCAAUUUAUUGAGGACCAUGGCUACGACUUGGUUGCAACAACCGACAAAGAAGGUGAAAACUCGGCUUUUGACAAGAACUUGGAAGAUGCAGAGGUUGUUAUUACCACGCCAUUUUAUCCAGCUUAUCUUACCAAGGAGAGAAUCGAAAAAGCACCUAAAUUGAAGAUUGCCAUUACCGCUGGUGUUGGUUCCGACCAUGUCAACUUGGAUGCUGCUAAUGCCAGAGAUAUUUCAGUUUUGGAGGUUACUGGUUCCAACGUCCAGUCGGUUGCAGAGCAUGCUGUUAUGACCAUGCUUGUGUUGAUUAGAAACUACAACAUUGGCCACUUGCAAGCAGAAAGUGGUGGCUGGGAUGUCGCAGCAGUUGCCAAGGAGGAGUUUGAUCUUGAAGGUAAGGUGAUUGCAACUGUUGGUGCUGGUAGAAUUGGUUACAGAAUUUUGGAAAGAUUAGUCCCAUUCAACCCAAAGAAAUUAUUGUACUAUGACUACCAACCUUUGCCCGCUGCUGCUGAAGAAAAGUUGAACAAGGCUUCCCAAUUGUACAAUGACGUUGACACUAUUGUUGAAAAAGUUGACCAAUUGGAAGACUUGGUUGCUGAGGCUGAUAUCGUGACUAUCAACUGCCCAUUGCACGAAAAAACCAAAGGUUUGUUUGACAAGGCCUUGAUUUCGAGAAUGAAGAAAGGUUCAUACUUGGUCAACACCGCUAGAGGCGCCAUUUGUGAUGCCGAUGCAGUUGUUGAUGCAUUGUCCUCUGGCCACCUUGCCGGAUACGGUGGUGAUGUUUGGAAUGUGCAACCAGCUCCAAAGGACCAUCCAUGGAGAAAGAUGCACAACCCAUACGGUCCAGAGUAUGGUAAUGCAAUGACCAUCCACGUUUCCGGUACCUCAUUAGAUGCCCAAGCCAGAUACGCUGAAGGGGUAAAGCAAAUCUUGACUCAAUACUUUGACAAGACUUACAACUACAGACCACAAGAUAUCAUCUGUAUUGACGGUGACUAUGCAACUAAAGCUUAUGGUCAACGUGCUAAGAAGGAGCAAACAGAGGCUGGAAAUGUUUAUAAGUAA